GAAUGUUUGGAACUGUAACCGAGGGACAUCAGGCGGGGACAAUGCUUGUAAUGCGCUAUGCUUACAUAUUGUCACGCCAUUAACGUCGUCUGUCAGUGGCAGAUUGUUGUCUAUGGAUUAGGGUUUUAUUCUUUUGCAGUGUCGAUAGCUUCGGAGAAUAUUAAGAUUCGCUUCCAAUUUCCAACCAGAUACUGGGCUCCGUGUUUGAACAAAGUCGUUGGCGGGUCUCCGAGGGUUGACUGGACAUUUUCUGAUAUUGGCGAGUUUAUCAGUUUCCUUAGAUCCAUACGUCGGUGUAUUUUGCUUAGAUUUUGUUAUAAUUACUGUUUAAAGACUCUUACUUCGAAGACUCUGGUAAUUUUUUGGGGGAAUAAUGGAGGAUCACGCGGGUUUAGGAGGUGGAGUAUCUGUUAACAUCGGAAGGGAAGAAGAAGAAGAUGAAUUUUGCAGUUGUUGUGAAGAAGAAGAAGAAUUUUUGAAAGAAUCUGAGCAGCCAGCGGUGGAAGAGUUGAAGGAGGACUUUGACGAAUCUUCAGUGAAAAUGUUCUUUAAGGGAUUGUCUAUAGCUGGGGUUGAAAAUUCCAGUUCUGGAUAUUCUGGAAUUGGAGUCUUCAUGGAAAGACCAUCCGGUCUUCCAGCUAUCCGUGUGCAGAAAAAGCUCGACUUUUAUGCAGAAAACCUAUUAGCUGAAUACUUGGCUCUCAUCGAUGGCUUGCUGGAAGCUAUGCGGAAUAACGUCCACCGGGUUUACGCUUUUACAGAUUCUGAGUUAUUGUACGAUCAGAUAACGUUUGAGAAGAAUCUUGAGAUGCCACUUUUGAUAGCACUGAGAGAAAGGGUUCUGGAUCAUGCCAAUAAUUUUGAAUCAUUUGUUCUUAAUCUUGUUCCUAGCAUUGAUCUUGAGAAACCGCUGCAAUUAGCUAAAGUCGCUAUUGGCCUUGUCUCUCUUCCUAUAGAUGGUGGGAAAGUGCUCGAAAGCUGUUCUAUUUGUUGUGAGGACAAGCCAUUGCCAAUAAUGAUCACCAUGAAAUGUUCACACAAGUUUUGUUCACAUUGUUUGAGGGCUUAUGUUGAUGGAAAGGUACAGUCUUGUCAAGUCCCCAUAAGAUGUCCUCAACCAAGAUGCAAAUAUUACAUCUCUACUGCAGAAUGCAGGUCUUUUCUUCCAUUUACCUCUUUUGAAUCUUUGGAGAAAGCCCUUGCAGAAGCAAAUGUUUCAGAUAGAAUUUACUGCCCGUUUCCAAAUUGUUCUGUUCUCCUUGAUCCUCGUGAAUGUUUAUCAGCCAGGGCUAGUUCGUCUAGCCAAUCAGACAAUUCUUGUGUUGAAUGUCCUGUUUGUCAGAGGUUUAUAUGUGUGGACUGUGAGGUUCCUUGGCAUUCUUCUAUGAGCUGUGACGAUUACCAGAAUUUACCAGAGGAGGAGCGAGAUGCUUCUGACAUUACCUUGCAUCGCCUAGCUCAAAAUAAACGAUGGAAGCGUUGUCAGCAGUGUCGUCGGAUGAUUGAGCUUACUCAAGGCUGUUAUCAUAUGACCUGCUGGUGUGGUCAUGAGUUCUGCUAUUCUUGUGGAGCAGAAUACAGGGAUGGCCAACAGACUUGUCAGUGUGUGUUUUGGGAUGAAGACAACUCUGAAGACUCAGUGACUCACUCUCUUCAAGAAUCAGAACAAUGGGCAUGGGAGACUUUCAAUUCUCUCCCCAUGGUCAUGGAUGCAUACUCGGACCAAGAACGUUCACAGCUUGCACUUAUACAACGAUUCCUUGCUGGUGGUUUCAGUCUGAGUGACCAUCAUCCUUACCAAUCCCCUCCCCAUUGGACAGACUCCUAUGUUGAUGCCAUGAAGGAUCUACAUCAGCUUCCGUGGCUCGAGCGAUUUGUCUCUGUGAUAAGUGAUAACUAUUAUGAAGACUAUAUUCAAUAAAACUACACUAGCAUCUUAGACUUCUCAAUCGACUGAAUGGGAAAAUUGUCAAAUAGUCACCCCACCUCUCUUGACAGCGUCUCUUAAUCCGACGAGGGGGUUGGGUUCGUAAUGGUGAGUGUGAUUGUUUACUGCCCAUGUGGAAUUAUUUUCACUUAGAAAUACCUUAAAUACAUGCUUUUAGGCUUAAUAGAGUCUGCACUUGGAUUUCUUUAGCCAGUGACAUAUAAGCACAUUGUUUUGUAUGGUUCAACACCGCCAUCAAUUGUUUGGGUCAUUUGCACUGCCGGUUUUGGGAGCCAAGACUAGAUUGGGAAACAUAAUUGAUGUGGAGGAUCAAAUUGAGAAAGACCUUGCUGUGGAGAAAAAAUAAUUUGCUCAGCAACCCCGAGGUAGAUAGAGUUUCUCGCUCUAUAGAAGAAAUAGUGAUUCACAUUUCUUUCAUGUUACUUCUGUAUGUCUCCCCAAAAUGUCUGUCCUUGGAUGUUACAUGGUGAAGACCUUUCCAUGAUAAUUCUCUUUAUGGCGAGCGAAAGAAAGAAAGAAUAGGAUAACUGAAUGUGAAAUCCAGUGAUUUGUUUCUGUUGCUUAUUUGAAAUAGAUGCAUGGCAUUUUA
Messenger RNA from Prosopis cineraria, 2537 nucleotides. RefSeq names its product E3 ubiquitin-protein ligase RSL1. Gene Ontology annotation, molecular function: nucleic acid binding; RNA-DNA hybrid ribonuclease activity; ubiquitin protein ligase activity. Gene Ontology annotation, biological process: positive regulation of proteasomal ubiquitin-dependent protein catabolic process; protein polyubiquitination; ubiquitin-dependent protein catabolic process. Gene Ontology annotation, cellular component: cytoplasm; ubiquitin ligase complex. The transcript is spliced from 5 exons. Bases 374 to 1921 code for a protein of 515 amino acids. NCBI's taxonomy places the organism in Eukaryota, Viridiplantae, Streptophyta, Magnoliopsida, Fabales, Fabaceae. The record is from RefSeq and is a predicted model, not a curated record.